CUUAGAAGCCAAGAUUGCAGAGGCGUUUCCGGGAAAGCAGAAGCAGUUAGGGCACCUACGAUCCAUUCACGCCAUCUUUACGCCAUACCCCACUCUAAUAAUAUCUAUCUCUCUCUCUCUCUCUCUAUAUAUAUAUAUUUCUCUCCUCACGCUCAUACCUACAAUUAUUUCCUCUGCUUAACGCGGUACUUAAUUUUGCUUAUUUCUUGGCAAAAGAAAAUAAAGAUUCAAGCUUUUUGAUUGUUUUUGUGCGAGAGAAGAAUAAAGAAGAUAUGGGUAAAUUCCGUGCAGUCGUGGCCAUCGUUUUGGUAUUGGGGAUAAUGGGGCAUUCUGUUGCGCAGGCUCCAGCAGGUUCACCAGCGGCAACGCCCACAAGGUCGCCGGUUCCAACCCCAGCGAAAUCACCCACGCCAUCCCCAUCGCCUGUGGCUUCCUCCCCUGCGCCUCCCUCCCAAUCCCCAUCGCCUGUGGCUUCCUCCCCUGCGCCUUCCUCCCCUGCCCCCUCUGUUGAAUCUCCUGCUCCAUCAUCUUCUGAUGGCAACACUUCUUCUUCUGCCUCUGCUGCUACCUUUGUUCAGAAAAUCGGCAUCUUUGGAGCUGCUCUGCUCGGAGGUGCCGCGUUUCUUGUCUAAUUAGAUAGUUGCAUUGUCAUUACUUAUGUUACUAAUUCCCAGAUUCGCAGCUUUUUGCCUGGGAGACUUUCUUUCAUUCAUUUAUUUGUUCAGAAUUAAAGCUGUUAGAGAACAGUUGUUCCGAGUUUUGAAUACUGCGUAGAUGAUUGUUUAUCUCUAUGCUUUCUUUCCUCUUAUCUAUGACAUCGUUGUGUGGUCAUCCACUCGCAUUUGUCCUUUGUA
Molecule: messenger RNA, 854 nt
Organism: Cryptomeria japonica (Japanese cedar)
Lineage: Eukaryota; Viridiplantae; Streptophyta; Pinopsida; Cupressales; Cupressaceae
Product: classical arabinogalactan protein 9
Exons: 1
Coding region: 273-632 (119 amino acids)
Source: RefSeq, a predicted model, not a curated record